GUGACCAAAUAGAUCCCAAGUGCAAUGUAUCUAUUUACCAACAAACUAUCUCAUCUUGUCUAAUAAUAGCCGGGCUUUGCCAUAUAGAAAUUUUACCCAAAUUUAAAAGCCUGAAUUAUAAAAAAGCAGAAAUUAUAUAAAGCAAAAUUAGAGCCCGAGAGAAAUUGGCGGCAACCAGCAAUUCUCCACUCCAGAAAAAUCCCCAAAUCUAAAUCUAGGGUUCCACCGCCUAACAAUGUUCGGAGCUCAGUCGUCCUCCGCCGCUUUCGGCACCCCCUCCUCCACACCCGCCUUCGGCACUCCCUCAACUCCGGCGUUCAACACUUCGCUCUUUUCCACACCAUUUUCUCAGCCAUCCCAACCCCAGCAGCAGCAGCAAACGCCGUCGAUAUUUCAGACUCCUCAGCCUCAACAACAACAGCAGCAGAGCGCGUUCGGAUUUACGACGCCGUUUAACGCUACCCCACAAACGCAACCAACUCCGUUUAACAAUGCUUCUCCUGCCAUGAAUUUUAUGAAUUCGCAGCUGACUACUCAGAUGGCCCCAGUUGCUCCUCUCCCGUUUUCUCUCGCCGAUCGCGAUAUUCAAACGAUUGUCGAUGCGUAUAAGGAGGAGCCGGGGAACCUUAAGUAUGCAUUUAAGAAUCUGUUAUUUAGUGUGACUGAACCUCAGUACAGGACAAAGCCUGCUGGUGUAUCAGAUAUCAUGUGGGCAGAGGCAUUAGCAAAGCUAGAAGGUAUGGAAAGUUCCCAUAGAGAACGCUUGUGGCCGCAACUUGUACAUGGGUUUAAAGAUCUUUCCCAACGUCUCAAGCUUCAAGAUGAAGUUCGACUCUCAGAUUCUGAGAGAUUGAAGAUGACUCAGAGUUACGUAAAGCAGCUCCAAAGGCAUUUCCAAGCUGACACACUCCCUUGGAUUCAAAAGAUGCAACAAAAAGAGCAAGGCCUUCAAAGGCGCCUUUUGAGGGUAACGAGAAUAAUAGAGGCACUUGAAGGUAGAGGCAGUCGAUUACCUCUGAUGAAAGGAGAAGUAGAAUUAGCAGAGAAAUUAGCUGCAAUCACAAGACAGUUGAAAGGAGGUGCGGAACUUUAUAGACGGGUUCAGAAUCUGCUGACACUAUCUCGCCUGCAAACAGAUGGCCCGACUGGUGGCUCUAUUUAUCUUCCAGGAUCAACCAAAAUUCACCAACAAAGCUUAGCUCAAAUGCAGGAGGUCUUGCAAAGGCAGACGGAGGCCAUCGCUAGACUUGGAAACGUGCUCAAACGUGACGCACGAGACAUGGAAAUUAUAAUGGCUGAAGAUACAGAAAUGAUUGAAGACUAGUAGAAGAAGCCUAUAUCUCUUUCUCGAUCGAUCUUCUCUUUAAUUUCUCAGUGUACCUUUUCAUUAUAACCAAGAAUGCUGAAAUUCAAAUAUUAUAUGUAUUAUGAACAUUAAACGAAAAAAGAAGAAAAAGACUCGAUUUUUAUUGCAACCAGUAAUAUGCAAAAAUAUUAAUUAUUAUUA
This is a messenger RNA of Erythranthe guttata (spotted monkey flower), 1507 nucleotides long. Its product is annotated as nuclear pore complex protein. Gene Ontology annotation, molecular function: structural constituent of nuclear pore. Gene Ontology annotation, cellular component: nuclear pore central transport channel; nuclear pore. Gene Ontology annotation, biological process: NLS-bearing protein import into nucleus; nuclear pore organization; protein localization to nuclear inner membrane. Lineage: Eukaryota; Viridiplantae; Streptophyta; Magnoliopsida; Lamiales; Phrymaceae. The record is from RefSeq and is a predicted model, not a curated record.